Molecule: messenger RNA, 846 nt
Organism: Acanthosepion pharaonis
Lineage: Eukaryota; Metazoa; Mollusca; Cephalopoda; Sepiida; Sepiidae
Source: the annotation of a GenBank genome assembly
AUGCUGAGCAGUCGAUACCGUUUCUUUUUAGCCGUUUCCUUGUUCUGUUUGACAAACCAGUACAAGGUCAGUGGCGCGCGAGAGCACGAACCGAGACUUGACCCCAGAAAAUGGAAACUGCGCAGUACCCAAAUCGGAGUCGCUGAAGCGAGCCUAGCGCCGGUAAAGCAACACGACACCAGCGUAACGAAGCCGGAUCGAACCAUGUUAGGCAUUUACGCCAAUACACAAAGCCCGGCAGCGAUAACUGAUGAUGUGUUCGAAAGCGGAAACCAACGAGGAGCAGACGCAAAUAAACAUUCUUAUGCUUCUGGUCUCGGUCGGAAUGAUCGACCACAUCGCGCGCAAAUGAGACGUCGACACGGGCACAGUGUCGUGAAGAGUCGCCGACGAAGAUUCCGACGCGGAAUAUUUACUACAACGCUCGACACUCAGUUCGAAACGAACGACACUGCGGGUAAAGGAAACCGAAUUCACAGCAAGGAGAGUUAUAAGCGGGGAAUGACGAUUAACAUGACGCUAUCCGUCCCGAAGUUGGAAAUGUGCGUUCAUAUCUGUUUAUCGAACACGCUAUGUACCAAUGCCUCUUUUCAUGCGGAAAAAUCGACCUGCACCCUGACGGGUAACGGGGAUGACAGGAUGGAAGAGAAGCGUCAAAGAGUCAAAGACAAAAAUGAUGAAAUCGGAAACAAGUGGCGCGGUCCAAUCGAGAUCAAAAUUCGUAUUUCAGAAAAUGGUGAAACGAAAACGUUCAGAAUAAACAAAUCAAAACUAAAGGUAGGUAAGGCGAGUAAAAAAAAAAGUACUUGCUCUUAUGAUAUCAGUAACGCUAGCAUUCAUUCCUGA